Messenger RNA from Callithrix jacchus (white-tufted-ear marmoset), 931 nucleotides. RefSeq lists its product as uncharacterized. NCBI's taxonomy places the organism in Eukaryota, Metazoa, Chordata, Mammalia, Primates, Cebidae. The record is from RefSeq and is a predicted model, not a curated record.
GUGAGGUUUACUAACAAUUUCUCCGAGCGCCGGCGGAGCCAAGGAGUGCUGGAAUCCAGCGUCUGGGAGAGGCUUGGGACACUCUUCCUCUGCUUCCGCAGCCGCAAAGUAGGGCUGCCAGCGCCAGGAUCGGCUCACACGCCGCUGCCGCCUCCCCAGCCCCCAAACGGCUGGGGUACGGAGGGAAAGGAGGACGCGAGGCUGUGCUACCCAACUCGGUAGAGUGAAGCCGAGGCCCCUUUGGCUGUCGAGGAAAUCGCGGCUGGGCCGGCCAGAUCCGUCUCACGGAAUGCGAUUUCCAGGUUCUCAGCGUGUUCCCGGCUCGGUGCUCGGUGUUCAAAGGGGUGGGGAGGGGCGAAAAGCCGUCCCCGGAGGCUGCUCAGCCUCCUGGGAAGCCCGCGGCUCUGGCUUCACGCGUCAGGCGCUCUCUCCGAGCCCAGCCGAGCCGGGCCCGGGCGCUCAGCCCGCGGCGCUCCGCUCUCAGCCGGGGACGUGGCUCUCCGUCUCCCGCCCGCGCCGCGCCAGUCCGGCGGGCUACCGGCCCGAAAUUCCAGAAGAAACUUGCGCCGCGCACCCCAGCUCGCCCCUUGAGCCCCCCUCCGCUUACCGUUCCCCGCCGAGGCUCCGUCCUCUCCGGCGUCGCCUCCGCAGCCUCCAGAGCCCGCUCCCGACCCCCCUCACUCUAGGGCGCCCAGGCUCCCGGCCCCCUCCUAGCCGAGCCCUCCGCGCGCCCGCCGCGCCAUGGGUGCUGGUGGGCUCCGCGCCCCGGGAUGCGCUGCUGCAGCCUCGGGCGACGCUACUGAGAGCCGGGCCGGCGCGGGCGAGUAGGUGUGGGCGAAAGGGGUGGAGGGAGGGACGCGGCGGGCGCCGAGGCUCCGUUGAAGAGCAGAGGAAACCGCAACGUCACCAGAGCCCGAGGAGGCGAGGAUGA